This is a messenger RNA of Phragmites australis (common reed), 1476 nucleotides long. RefSeq names its product protein PELOTA 1. The record is from RefSeq and is a predicted model, not a curated record. Gene Ontology annotation, cellular component: cytoplasm. The transcript is spliced from 16 exons. The coding region runs from base 132 to 1268 and encodes 378 amino acids. Lineage: Eukaryota; Viridiplantae; Streptophyta; Magnoliopsida; Poales; Poaceae. Gene Ontology annotation, biological process: nuclear-transcribed mRNA catabolic process, non-stop decay; RNA surveillance; nonfunctional rRNA decay.
GGGCCUCACAACAGGUGCUCGUUCUCGUGCUCGACACUUCACCACCCCUCGCCGUCCGUCGCCACUCCCCCAAUCGCCCGCUGCCGUCGACGCAAGAUCGCGCGCGAGACCUCGCUCCUGCGUUCUCGGCGAUGAAGCUCGUCCACCGCGACCUCGUCCGCAACGGCCCCGGCACCGUCAAGUUGUUGCCGGAGGAGGACGACGACAUGUGGCAUGCCUACAACCUCAUUGCUGCUGGUGACAAUCUCCAAGCCGUCACCGUUCGGAAAGUGCUGAGAGAGGGGGCAUCUGGAGGGCGUGAUGCCGAGCGUGUGAAGCUUAAGUUGGAAAUUGUAGUUGAGUCUGUAGAAUAUGACAAGGAGGGAUCUGUUUUACGUGCACGCGGAAAAAAUAUCUCUGAGAAUGAUCAUGUGAAGAUUGGCCAGUUCCACACGUUAGAGCUUGAGCUGAAGAGGCCUUUUGUUCUACGAAAGGAAACUUGGGAUUGGCUAGCACUUGAUACCAUCCAGCAAGCAUGUGAUCCUGCUGCAAGUGCUGAUCUAGCAGUUAUUCUUAUGCAAGAAGGACUUGCCCAUCUAUUCCUCAUCGGCAGAAGCAUAACAGCAACCAGGGCACGUAUUGAAACAUCAAUUCCUAGGAAGCACGGUCCUGCAAUUGCUGGUUACGAGUCGGCCCUCAAGAAGUUCUUUGAGAACAUUUUGCAAGCUUUGCUAAAGCAUAUUGAUUUUGAAGUAGUCCAAUGUGUUGUGAUUGCAAGCCCAGGUUUUACGAAGGAUCAGUUCCGUGAUUAUUUGUUUCUUGAAGCUGCACGGCGGGAUUUAAGAGUAAUAAUUGAGAACAAAGCACGUCUUGUUCUUGCACAUGCAACUUCAGGUUACAAGCAUAGUUUGAAGGAAGUUUUGGAUACCCCAAGUGUGAUGUCUCUGAUAAAAGACACAAAAGCAGCACAGGAGGUCCGAGCUCUGCAGGAGUUCUUCAACAUGCUUACUAAUGACUCAGCCCGUGCCUGUUAUGGGCCAAAGCAUGUUGAAAUUGCACAUGAUCGUCUUGCCAUCCAGACUCUUUUAAUAACUGAUACUUUGUUUCGGAAUGCUGACAUUGCUACCAGGAAAAAGUAUGUGAACUUGGUUGAAUCAGUCAAGAAAUACGGUGGCACAGUGCACAUAUUUUCUUCAAUGCAUGUCUCCGGCGAUCAGUUGACGCAGUUGACAGGAAUAGCAGCUAUACUUCGUUUUCCCCUGCCUGAUCUGGAGGACAUCGAGAUGUGACGACAGCAACCCCUCGCAGCUGUGUAAUAUUUUUUCGGUGUCAAUAUGUUAACAUAGAACCGAUACCAUUUGUAACCUUAUACAGCUGAUUUAAUAUAGGUUACUCUGGAAAGAAAUUGAGCCACUUUUAAGAUAUCCUAGUUGUAAAUGGUUUCUUGUGCCAUAUUUGUUGGUUCUUUUCUUAAUAAAGGCCCCUUGGUUCUCAGAA